This is a messenger RNA of Clarias gariepinus (North African catfish), 4775 nucleotides long. It is a transcript of the gene tmem131l, whose product is annotated as transmembrane 131 like. The record is from RefSeq and is a predicted model, not a curated record. Gene Ontology annotation, cellular component: membrane. NCBI's taxonomy places the organism in Eukaryota, Metazoa, Chordata, Actinopteri, Siluriformes, Clariidae. The transcript has 34 exons. The coding region runs from base 78 to 4532 and encodes 1484 amino acids.
AGAGAAAGCGAAGCCGUGUGGCUGUAGGAAACAGUGUUAGCCGUGCUAGCGCUGUUAGCCUGAUUAGCUUAGUUAGCAUGGCGGCGCAGAGGGAGUCCCAGCACGGAGCGUCGGGAAUUAACGUCCUGUUCGGAGUGUUACACAUCUUGUUGAGGUUUUUACAGCGUGGAGAUGCUCAGCUAACAGCAUUGAGUCACAUGUCCAGCGUUGUGGAAGUCUGGCAAGCCGAAGAUGCAGAUUUACUACUACCAUCACAGGCAGCGGAAGAGCGGAGUCCCGAGAAUCUCCCUCAGGAGGACAGUUCCUCGUUUUAUGUGCGGGACACCGGGAGACCUGUCCGCUUCCAACCGUCCACGCUGGACUUUGGCUCUCAGCCUAUAGGUGUCCCGCGAGCUGAGACCAUCUAUAUUCAUAACCCAAGUGCGGAGCUGCCGGUGACGCUGCAAUCCGUCUUCACGUCCAGCUCACACUUUCAUAUGCCUGCCUUCCACAGACGGGUGAUCCCACCCAGAGGGAAGACAUCUUUUAAACUCAUUUUCCUCCCAAGAGAGGAGGGCAAUAUAGAAAAUUCGUUAUUUAUUAACACAUCAACCCACGGGGUGAUAACGUACCAGGUUUUUGGUGUUGGUGUGAACGCUGGCUCGGUAAAGGAAGUGCCGAGGAAAGACAGCAUUCUCAUAUUUCCACAUAUACAAAGCAUUAAACUUACACAAACUCAGGAAAAUGCUUUAAAUAUUACCAUCCUGGGGCUGCUGUUGGACUGCAGCCUCCCCAAAGCACUCUAUGCUCACACACAGGGCUCGUGUUUCGGAGCAGAGGAUGAAGGACGUCUCUCUCUCCAGAUCAGUCUGUCUGAGAGAGGUGAGAGGCCGGCACACCUGGACAAGCUGAAGCCCUACGUCCUGGAGAACAUCAUGGUGCUGCUCGUCCUGCCUCCGCCGGGGGGCGCCGCCGCAUAUCCAAAAAUAGGUGUGUACAUGCUGAACUCAGGGGUCAAACAGCUCUUUGUCAAGGAAAUCCAGAUCUUGUCAAGGACGGACAUCUCUGUAGAGAUCAGCCACACGCCACUGAAGGCUUCCGCCAGUAACCUCACUCAGGUGGCCACGCUGUCCUGCAGACGAUCUUUAUCGUCUCUUAGUAAAAAAUGUACCAGUCAGAUCGGCUUGCAGACGUUGGGCAACAUGAGCGUGAACAUGUUUCCCUGGUUACAGCACACACUCCGUGAUUCUGCUGGCUGGUUUCAGUUCGUCCAGAAGCAGAAGAGUGCAGAUCAGGUGGAGUUGUGGCUCACCAACCCGCUCCACCUGAGCUUCACCAUCACCAACGUCUCCCUGAGCCAGCCGUCGCCGCGGCUCUUUAAGGUAGUAAACGUCAGCCGGUCAGUGGGCGUGGCCCCUGGCUGCUGGAGGCUGCUGACGCUCCACUUCCUCAACAAGACGUUGCCGGUCAACGUGGUUGCCGUGGUAACGAUCAGCACCAGCCUGGGCUUUUCGCUGGAGCUGCUUGUGCAUGCGUCGUCCACGGGGUCAAAGAGGGGGGAGGUGGUGUUUGAGGGCGGUGGCGAGUGUGAGCAGCUCUGUCCUCUCCGCCUCUCCAGAACCGGGCGUUUUGAGUGGCAGCAGUCUCUCCUCCCAGAAUCCUUUUCUUCAUUGUGGAAGACGGACAACAGUUUGGCGACGGCACUCUGCAGCCGGUGGCACCGUGGAAAAGAGCUGUCCUGCAGAUGGCCGAGGCUUCCCACAGAACAUGAUACAGCUCUAGAUUUUGGAGCAACACCAGUCAACGAAAGCAAGAUUAAAAACUUCACCCUGAAAAACCCGACCGGUUCUCCGGUUGCCGUGGAGAUCAGAACCCUGUCUUCGUAUCCUGCUCCCCUGGAAGCGUUGGACCUGAUCACCAAGUGGUUUAACAUCAGUCCCCUCUCAGUAAACAUCACUACAGCCGAGUUUUCUCUCCUCCCCUUAGAUCAGAAGUCUCGGGAGGGUCAGCGAAGCAGCAGCGUGCAGAGGAUGGUGCUGCAGCCGUGGGAGACGAGGAGCGUCUCCGUGGCGUACACGCCAUCUGAACACAAACCGGUCACCUCCAUUUUUCUCAUCAGGAAUAACUUGACGGUCUUCGACCUGGUCUUGGUGAAAGGAUUUGGAGCGAAGGAGCUCCUGCGUGUAGGCGGGAAGCUACCCGGCCCUGGGGCGUCGCUGCGCUUUAAUGUUCCUCAGUCCACCUUGAUGGAGUGCAGAGACGGUUUGCGCAAUCACCUCAGCAAGCCUCUGUUCGCCAUCCAGAAGAGUUUUAAGGUGGAGAAUGCGGGCGAGCUUCCUCUCACCGUCAUGUCCAUGAAUAUCAACGGAUAUAAAUGCCAGGGCUUCGGCUUCGAGGUGCUACAGUGCCGGUCCUUCCGCGUCGACUACAACUCGUCCUCCGAGAUCACCAUCGCAUUCACUCCAGACUUCACGUCAUCGUGGGUGAUCAGAGAUCUGACCUUAAUAACCGAGCGCGGCUCUUCCUUCCCCUUCACCCUGAACGUCACCCUGCCGCACCACAUGCUGCCCCUGUGCGCUCAGGUCGUCCCCGGGCCCAGCUGGGAGGAGUCCUUCUGGGUCGUCACACUCAUCUUUACCUGCUUCUCGUUGGCCGGAGUGUGUCUCAUGGCCUUCCACCAGGCUCAGUACAUCCUGAGGGAGUUUACCACUCCAACUCCACGCAGCAACCAUAACUCGAACCCUCGCGAUAACAGCAGCCAGAACACUCCCAACAACACCAGCAGUAAAGGCAAAGGCAGCUGCAAAAGUUACUCCGACACAAGCCACACUUCUGAUAAAGGCAAAGGGCGGGGCUCCACAGCCUUAGCCAAUGGCACGCCACGUUCCCAACCCUCCACGAGGAAGAGCUCCGGAGCUUCCUCCCAACCUCAGAAGAAGCAAACCCGAGUUUCAUUCCUUUACAGAUACAAAAGCAGCUCGACAUCUAACGCUAACACCCCUACUGCUAAUUCGAACCCCCCGAUGGAUGAAGAGAGAGAAGAUCAGACGUUCGACCCAGACCCAGACGUCUGCAAUAACAACAACAAUAACGACGACGCUUUAAUCGAGUCGGCGCUCCACGUGGAACAGAAGGAACACGUCAGGGAGGAAAAAACGCUGCCAGGAGAUAUGUUUCCCAUGGAAACGCUUCCUGGAUUUCCAGAAAGCAUCACAGCCGUUCACGUGCCUCAGGCUGAUGUGAUUGGACAGGUGGAAAGCAGGUGCAGUCGGGGGAGGGAGGAGGACAAAAGGGAAAAUGUGGACACUGAGCCGAGAGCGAGCGAGUGCUCUCAUAGGAAGAGAGUGGAGAAGGACUGUGAGCUUGCGGUGUCCAGUUCCAGCACCAAAACGAAGAAGAACUCAGGGAGGAACCGCAGGAAGCAUGUCGAAACCGUCCCAGGACUUCCUGAGCUUGGUGCUAUGACGAUGACGGGGAUCGAGAGAGAGCCCGAGUAUAGAGAACCUCGAAACGUAGCUAGAAACCGCAACCACUCAUCCAGCAUGAAGCUGGAGAUCCCCAAAGCAGCAGCAGCGGCGGAGAGCCCUCUCAAACCAAACGGUGUGUGUUUGGCCAGACCUAGACGGAAAGCCCCGGAGCGCCGGCUACAGUGGGAAUCGGGCUCGGAUUCGGGCAGCUCAUCAGGCAGCGUCAGGGCCAGCAGGGGAUCAUGGGGCAGCUGGAGCAGUGUGGAGGGAGAGAAAGACCUGAGCAGGACGCGAGAGAGAGAGCCAGUGCCAUACAACAUGUACACAUCUGAGCGUGAUUGUUACCCCUCAGUGAACUGCAACUAUAAAACUCAAAGCAUGAACAAUCUGUAUGAGAGUCAUGAAACUCCUGCUCUUUCCCCCAGUUUCGCCGACAUAGCAGCAGGUGUGGACAGAAGUGCAGACUCGGGUGGUGUGUACAUGCCAGAGGAGACCUGGUCUGCUCCUUCUGUUCCUCUCACCAAUGGUUUCAGGUACAACAUGCCAGAACCACGUGGCACCUACAACCAAAACUCCAACUCCAACCCUUUUAACGGAAGGUUUCUGUGGAAUACCGCAGCCAGUCAGUGCAAUCCAUAUUCCUACUGCCCCCCAAAUAACUACAUGCGACCAGGAAAGGGACAUUACCAGAACAGCUUCCCUUGCCGUGAACCUCAAACACAAGCCAGCUGGAGUGAGGAAACACCACACGAGGUCACUUCCUCUUGGGACAUGACCAGCUGUGUGGGCAGCAAGCCGUAUUUCUCAGGCACCCGGAGCCUGUCUCCGAUCUCCUCCAGUCUGUUCGGCUCCAUCUGGACGCCUCAGAGCGAGCCGUGCCAGAGCCAGGUCCACUUCCACCCUGAGCGCUCGGUACCUGUCUCUCCAGUGUCUCCCUUCACUCCGGAGCCACUCCCCAAUAAGCACUUCUCCAGCUUCAACCCGUUCGGCCCCCACAUGAACCUGGACAUCUGGAACAACUCGGCCUCGAACCGCAGCUCCAACUCUCAACUCUCCAACGACUCGGGCUACUGCGCAGACGCGUAACCGCGCCAUCCUGGAGCACCGCCCACCGAAUAAGUAAAAGAAAAAACGACGACGAAUCCAAACAUAAGAAUGUGGUUUUAUUGAUGACAGAGGAAAAAAUGUGAACUUUCUUUUGUUUUCCGUUCCAUUUUUUUCCUCGACAGGGUUUUGUUUGUGCAAAAUUUAAGCUUUUUGUUGUAUAUUUUUCUAGAUGUUUUGCAAACUUGGCCAUGAAAAAAUAAAAAAAAAAUGUUUUGUACUAGG